GCUUUAGCUUUUCCACUUUUCCGAGCCAGCGAUCUUCCCGAGAAACUCCGCUGCCUCAAUUUCUAAAUUCUCUCAGACAAUGGAAGAACAUAAAUAUGUUCUCACCUCGGAGCCGAUUAAUGACGCCGAAGACAGCAAUGGUAUAGAAGAAGAUAAAUCAAUUCUCCUCACCUCGGAGCCGAUCAAUGACGCCGAAGACAGCAAUGAUGGCUGGCAGACGGUCACCUAUGCCAAGAAGCGUCGAAAAAAUCAGAAUAAGGAAGCGGCGGUGGAUCCUUCUCAUGCUUUGGCUAAUGGGACCGGCAGCUCCUUCAAGGGUUUGGAGAAGCAUGAGCGCGCCGCCGCCCUUCUUAGCGACGAUGGUGAAAUUCCGGUGAAAUCGGACAAUGAUCGUCGAGGAGACGACGACGACGACGACGACAAUAAUUCCAGCCGUAAUGGCGAUGCUCAUGGUAGUGGCGUGGGUGUGAACAAGAAGAAGAAGAAGAAGGUUAAGAAGCCGAAGGUCACCGUGGCGGAUGCUGCGUCGAAGAUCGACGCUGAUGAUCUCGCCGCUUUUCUAUCUAGUUUAUCGGAAUUGAACGAAGGGCAGCAAGAUCAACAAAUGAUGAAACUUGCGGAUUACUUCGGGCGCGCGUUUUCUGCCGUGAAUGCUUCUCAAUUCCCCUGGCUAAAGUUAUUCAGGGAGUCUUCAGUGGCAAACAUUGCUGAUAUUCCUGUUUCCUACAUAUCAGAAGCUGUUUAUAAAAUUUCAGUUGACUGGAUCAAUCAUCAAUCCGACGAUUCCUUGGAAUCCUUUGUGGCCUGGUCGUUGGAUAGCAUUUUUGCUGACUUGGCUUCUCUACAGUUGAGAUCUAAGGGUUCAAAAAAUGGAGUGCAACCAGCAACUUCAGAGUCUCAGGUUGCUAUCUUUCUAACUCUAGCAAUGGUAUUGCGCCGGAAGCCUGAUGUGCUUGUUAAUCUAUUUCCAAAACUGCGUGAAAACACCAAGUAUAAAGGACAAGAAAAGCUUCUAGUUUUAGUAUGGAUGAUACUGCAGGCAUCACAAGGAGACUUGCCUGUGGGAUUGCAGUUAUGGUCAUGUCAUAUAUUACCGAUGCUUUCAGGAAAAUUGGGGUCAUCAAAUCCACAAACAAGGGACUUGAUUUUGCACAUUUUGGUCACACCAAAAGCCCGUAACGUACUAGUCAGCAAUGCUAUUAGGAAGGGUGAGCGCCUGGUGCCACCUACAGCACUUGACUUACUGCUACACUUUACAUUUCCUCCAUCUUCGAGACGAACCAAGGUCACUGAAAGAUUCGAGGAAAUUUACCCUCUUCUCAAAGAGGUUGCUCUUGCUGGCACUCCUGGAAGCAAAUCCAUGAAACAAGUCUCACUGCAGAUACAGGAUGUAGCUGUGAAAGCAGCUAGGGAAGGUAUCCCUGCACUACAGGAGGAAGCAACGAACAUCUUUAUAUGGUGUUUGGCUCAGAAUCCAGAUUGCUACAAGCAGUGGGACGAGAUGUACAUGGAUAAUAUAAAGGCUAGUGUUGCUGCUUUAAGGAAGCUUUCUGAGAAUUGGGAUGAAUAUUCUUCGAAACUUUUGUCUCUUCAAGCCCUCAAAGACACACUCAAGAGUUUCAGGAAGAAGAAUGCGAGUGCAAUAAGUGGUGAAUUACAUAAUUCUCAACACUCCCUCUUCAAAGAGGCUGAUAAUUACUGCAAGGCAAUGCUCGGAAGGCUGUCCAGCAGCCAUGGUUGGCUGAAAGCUACUGUUCUAUCUGCUGUGGUUUUCGCCGUUACUGCAGCAGUUCUGUCCCCCAACAUUGGCACCUUUGAUUGGGACAAGUUCAACCAUUUGUUCAACCCCUAGCAAUCUUCUGAUGAUCCCAUCAACAUUAGCACCUUUGAUUGGGACAAGUUCUCCCAUAAUACAGUGACUGUGGCUAAAAGUUUUCUCUCCUUGGUGGGCUUUACCAUACUAGGAUCUUCAAUUAAGUUAUUCACAUAUCAAAGAAAGUCUGCUCAAUCAAAUUGAAAUGAUUUACAUUUUUUCUCCUUCCCCUCUUCAAUCUUUGAUGUUGCAACUUGUAUAUACCUUAAUUCUGCCAAAUGCUCACACAAUACAGAUCCACACAACUUUGCCUUUUUUCUUA
Molecule: messenger RNA, 2135 nt
Organism: Andrographis paniculata
Lineage: Eukaryota; Viridiplantae; Streptophyta; Magnoliopsida; Lamiales; Acanthaceae
Exons: 10
Coding region: 80-1852 (590 amino acids)
Cellular component (GO): endoplasmic reticulum; Golgi apparatus
Source: RefSeq, a predicted model, not a curated record